UCUAUAUUCAGUGGCUGAAACUAAACCUUGGAAAUUAGGGUUUAUCUAGCGAACCGCACCGAUUCGAUUCAGUCGCCUGCUCACCCGAAUCGUCUCCGCAAGCUAAAGGGUAUCGGAUUUUUGAUUUUGAAGGAAAGAUGGUGAGGCCGUAUGGGAUUAAGGUGAACAAGAGGAAGGAGAGAAAAGAGAGGUACGAUAAGGAAGAAGACGAAGAAGAGGAACAGCCUAAGUUCGAGCAGAAACAAAAAGAAAAAGAAAGGGUGAAGAGGGCGAAAAGAGAAGUCACAUCAAAAGCAGAGGAGGAAGAUGAUGAAGAGAAUGAGAUAGCUGAGGAAGCAGCAGCAGAUGAGCUUGAUGUGGGAAUACCUAUUGUCGUGUCUGAUGAUAAGAAGGACCAGACUGGCGUUAUUUUUGUGCUUGAGAAGGCCUCUCUUGAAGUUGCCAAAGUUGGAAAGACUUACCAGCUACUAAACUCUGAUGAUCAUGCUAAUUUCUUGAGGAAGAAUGGCAGAGAUCCUGCUCAUUACCGACCAGACAUCACUCAUCAGGCUCUUUUGAUGAUUUUGGAUAGUCCGGUCAAUAAGGCUGGGAGGUUGAAAGCGGUGUACGUUAGAACAGAACAAGGUGUUCUUUUUGAAGUUAAGCCACAUGUUCGUAUACCAAGAACUUACAAGCGGUUCGCUGGAAUCAUGUUGCAACUGCUACAAAAGCUUAGCAUUAGUGCAGCUGGGAAGCGUGAGAAACUUAUGCGGGUGAUCAAGAACCCUGUUACAGGCCACCUACCGCCUAAUUGUAGAAAAAUAGGCUUCUCGUAUAGCUCUGAAAAGCUGGUCAAUAUGCAGAAGCACCUAUCAACCGUCUGUAAUGAGACCGACACUGUUUUUGUGCUUGGUGCGAUGUCACACGGGAAAAUAGAGUGCGACUAUAUCGAUGAUUUUGUGGCCAUUUCAGGGUAUCCUCUUAGCGCAGCUUACUGUAUCUCAAGAAUCUGCGAGGCCUUAUCAACAAAUUGGAAUAUUAUAUAAAAGAGUAUUAGCCAGAAGGUCCCUUCUUCUUUCUCCUCUACUGUUCUAAUUGUUGAACCAUUUUAAGUUUGUGUUUUAUGCACACUGUUCAAUCUAUUAUGAGUUCUAUGUUCUUAAACUUUUUGUCAGAAUGUACUAAACAAACUAUAUCGAAGUAAGAUUUUUGGUUAUGAACUAA
This is a messenger RNA of Brassica rapa (field mustard), 1203 nucleotides long. Its product is annotated as ribosomal RNA small subunit methyltransferase NEP1. The record is from RefSeq and is a predicted model, not a curated record. Gene Ontology annotation, biological process: rRNA base methylation. Gene Ontology annotation, cellular component: small-subunit processome; nucleus. Gene Ontology annotation, molecular function: rRNA binding; rRNA (pseudouridine) methyltransferase activity. NCBI's taxonomy places the organism in Eukaryota, Viridiplantae, Streptophyta, Magnoliopsida, Brassicales, Brassicaceae.